AUGAAAUCACAAACAAUAGAACUGAAACCAACGUCACUUCCUGUUGACGUCAUAGCUGAUAUUGACCCCGUGACUAAAUACGUACUACUUGUGCUCUACGUCAUCGUUAUAAGUUUAUCUGUAUUUGGUAAUUCGCUAGUGUUCUUGACGUUUUUGUUCAACCGACACAUGCGUUCAGUAGUUAAUAUAUUCAUUGUGUCGCUGGCUUUCAGUGAUUUUUUUGUCACUGUAACAUGUAUGCCUGUAAAUCUCGGUGGCAUUUUAACAAAAUAUUGGAUAUUUGGUGCCAUUUCGUGUAAAAUAGUUCCCUUUAUUGACAAUCUGACCGUCGCCUCGAGUUCUCUUACUCUAUGCUGCAUAGCUUUUGACAGGUACAAUGCCAUAGUCCAUCCAUUA
Molecule: messenger RNA, 396 nt
Organism: Lottia gigantea (owl limpet)
Lineage: Eukaryota; Metazoa; Mollusca; Gastropoda; Lottiidae
Exons: 1
Biological process (GO): G protein-coupled receptor signaling pathway
Cellular component (GO): membrane
Molecular function (GO): G protein-coupled receptor activity
Source: RefSeq, a predicted model, not a curated record